GUUGAGUACAAAAUAAGCGUCAGGUUUAAUAAAGACAAGAAGUAAGAGCAGCAGCCGAGAGACAUGAGGCGCAAGGGAACCCCCCUGUAAUAAUGUAACAGUCCUGAGAGCCACGUGCUGUUGCCGCUGCUGCUUCUAGUGGAUCCCCGGCGCCUUCUCCCCUCUCCAUCCCCGCGAGCAGCCUCAGCCUCACAUCCGUCUCCUUCCCCUCGGCUGCAGCGAGGAGAAACUUUGCUAUUUGAAUAGCACAAAGGAACCGCCUUCCUCUCAUUGGCUGAAGGCUCUUCGGAUGGGCGGGGCCAGGCUGUCGAUCGGCGCAGUCGCGCGCUGCAAUUGGCCGAGAGCUGGGAGGGCGGGAUGCGGCUGGAAAUACUAAUAGACGAGCUGGCCGGGGCUCUCAGGCACAAGCAGUAGGCACAGGCAGAGAGCGCUCGGGAGGCUGUGAGCGGCGCGUGAGCCUGGAGCUCUGGUUGCCAGUGUAGAGCGAGGCCGGUACAGCAUGGAGUGCGCCCUGGACGCGCAGAGUCUCAUCAGCCUUUCCCUGCGCAAGAUCCACACUUCCCGCAGUCAGCGCGGCGGCAUCAAACUGCACAAGAACCUGCUGGUGUCCUACGUGCUGCGCAACGCCCGGCAGCUGUACCUGAGCGAGCGAUACUCCGAACUGUACCGCCAGCGACAGCCCUUCCCGCAGCCCAUGGACGAGUGCGACGAGCCGGACAUCCCGGAGCUCAGCCCGUUACAGAUCCCCGAGGAGGAGGACGAGAUGCAGCAGCAGCAACUGCCCCGGAUACACAGCGGAGACUUCUUGCUGGAGCCGCUCGAGGAACCGCUGCAACUGCCUCCGUGUGCGCACAGUCCCCCGCUCUUGUACCCUCCUCCUCCUGCCCGGGGCUUCUGCUCCUCCUCCGCGGGGGAAAGUGGGUCCCCGUGCAGCCACACCACCGUGUUGGACCUGGACACUCAGCUCGUCACUACAGUCCACAGCGGCUACUUACACCACGACUGUCCGUGCCAACACGCGCCGCUCCUCUCCAAGCGCAAAUACGCACAUUACAGCGGCUACAGCGGACACGGGCCGGCGGCCGAACAGGAGGACGAGGAGGAGGAGGAAUCGGGGGACGUGGAGACGCACUUUGUGCCCUGCAAGCGCCGCAGAUACGACGACUAUUGUCCCCAGCCUUUGGGGGAAACCACGGACUCCAACAACAUCUCCAACCUCAUCUCCAUCUUUGGCUCCGGCUUCUCGGGGCUCAUGAGCCGACAGACCGAGGCUGAACAGACUCUCAACGGACACUUGUGCGGCAAACAGGCGCUGGCCAGUCUGGGGGCUUGGACUCGAGCUAUUGUGGCUUUUUAGCGCCCCCAAACUGACCCCUACUCCCUAACAACCGCACCGCCCCCAGAACUGAACCCCUACCAACAGCAACCCCUUAUUACCUCCCAAACUGACCCCUAACAACAGCACCGCCCCCCAAGACUGAACUCCUACCAACAGCACCCCCUUGUUACCUCCCAAACUAACCCCUACUAACAGCACCCCCUUAUUACCCCCAAAUGGAACCCUACUCCCUACCAACAGCACCGCCCCCCAAAACUGAACCCCUUAUAACCCCCCAAAAGGACCCCUCCUCCCUAACAACUCCACCUCCCAAAAUUGAACCCUACUCCCUAACAAGACCACCCCCAAAACUGCCCCCUACUUCCUAACAGUACCCCCAAAGCUGCCCCCUACUCCUUACCAACAGCACCCCCAAAACUACUCCCUACCAACAGGACCCCCCAAAGCUGCCCCUCCCCCUAACACCCCCCAAUGGGACACACUUUUUAUUUUUGUUCCCUAUUAAAGAGAAGGGGACACUGAAUUCAGGACUUGCAUAAAAGGACAAUGUUUUAUAGAGAAGAAAAGUGUACAAAAUCCUACAAAUAUUUGGACUUUAUUUUUACAAAGAAAGAAAAGAAAAAAAAGCACCUAUUUAAUUGAAAUGUAUUGUUUUUAUUGUUGUUGUUGUGCUGAAUGUAAUGUCACAAGGAAAGGCUGCUGAGAGAGGAGUGGGAUAUCAUUGAAUGUUCUACAAUUGCUACAGAACUAGCUCUUUGGCUCGCCAAGGGGUUAAAUCAGUUGUUGGUGAUCCAGCGAGGGGAGGGUUAACCCCCAUGUGCCCAUGGAAUGGUGUGUUCACUUUAGUUUUCGGACUUUACCAAUGCCGGGUCUACUUUUACUGAUCUACAUCCAUGAGAGCAUUGUAAGCAUUCUGUUCCAUGGGAAAUAUCACUGAUUUAUGGGAAAACCACCAGCUAAGAGUCUUCUGGUAGAUCCUGAUCUAUUGGGCACCCCUGCGUUUGGUUCAUUCCCAUCACUUCCUAUAUCCUGCCCUUUAACUCCAGCACAGGGUAAGGGACAGGAUUUGGGGGUGUGAAAUCCUCUCUCAUCAGCCUCGGUCCUAUUUGCCCCUCUCGAAUGGAAUGAGACGUAAGGGGGGGGUUAACGAUGAAGGCAGAAAUAAUAACAUUUUAACUUUUUCUUUAAAAAGGGUGUUGUGACUUCUAGUAAAUGUGAAGCGGUAACUGCAGUUAAAGGGGGGUGGCUUCAUUUAAUUAGGGGGGCUGCAAUGUCACUUUUCCUUUCCACAGAUCCCACCUGGCAGCCUCCAAGUCAGACCAACUAACGUAGUUGUACGGUUUGAUAAAGUUUUAUCGGGGUUUUACAACAAAAAAUAAAACACUACUUUUGUUUUUUCUUUUAAAGAAAAAAAAAUGUGCAGUUUCCCUUUAAAGUUCCUAUGUUCUCUUUUCAGCCUUCAUGAUACCAGCAUCAUAUGGUCUUGUGAUUUAAAAAUCAGUCCAUGUAGGGGUUUUUUUUUUUUUUCUUUUAAUUUGGCAUUUCAACCUUUUGUUGUAAAAAGGUGGUUUUUUUAUCAGAGAACCUUCCAUGCCAAUACCCCCCAGUACAAGCACUAUGUGUAAUGAAUAUGUUGCCAAACUUUGUUUUUUUUUUUUAAAUUCAUGUAUUUUCUGUAUAUUGAACUGUAUAUCACCGGGUAAACUGUUCAGACAUAUUUGUUUAAAUUUAUAAUCUUAAUAAAAAGUAAUGCUAUAUGCAAAAAAAAA
This is a messenger RNA of Xenopus laevis (African clawed frog), 3108 nucleotides long. It is a transcript of the gene ier5l.L, whose product is annotated as immediate early response 5-like L homeolog. The record is from RefSeq and is a predicted model, not a curated record. The transcript has a single exon. The coding region runs from base 500 to 1357 and encodes 285 amino acids. NCBI's taxonomy places the organism in Eukaryota, Metazoa, Chordata, Amphibia, Anura, Pipidae.